CGGCCCGAGUUCAGUAGCAAAGCGACCGUCAAUCGCGCUUGCCGACUCAAAAUCGACGCGCUUGCUAUCACUUACAAAGUUGACAGUGCGACGUGCACAAUCGAAAGGGAGUGCGACAACGACAACUCAAGAUGUCACCGCAAAGUAUACACAAGAACUUAAUUUAGUAUUAAAUACAUUUGACGUUUGAAAAGUGAGUGAAAAGUGUUUAUUAUUUCAAUAAUUGGUUGGUCGGCACAAUGCUUGUCGAACAAAAGAAAAUGGUUCCUCCCGAUGGGGGAUGGGGGUGGGUUGCCGUCAUAGGGGUUAGCAUAGUCAACUUAUGUACGAGAUCAAUAGAACCAUCAUUCGGUCUGCUCUUUGGCGAUCUCCUGGCAGACCUGGGUGUCUACACCACUGGCUCAGCGCUGAUUAUGAGCACUUUGGACGCGCUGAUUAAUUUUUCCGGCCUCUUCGUCGGCCCGCUAAUCCGUGCCUUUUCCUAUCGCAAGGUCUCCCUUGUCGGAUCCAUGCUUUGUGGCAUCGGCCUCAUCGCCACUUAUCCUGCCAACAGCAUGGCACACAUCUUAAUCACAUACAGUAUUAUCAACGGACUCGGAGUUGGACUGACUGCAUCUUCGACGUUUGUCGCAUUGAAUCACUACUUUGUGAAUAAGCGUGGUCAAGCAGUGGGCUUUUCUCUCGCGGGUACCGCAUUGGGAAUGAUGCUUAUGCCGCAGGCAGUGAGUUUGCUUCUCAACGAGUACAAGUUCCGUGGCACCAUCUUGAUUAUUGGCGCAGUGGCGUUAAAUGGUCUUGUAGGAUCUAUGCUGCUUCAACCAGCAAAAUGGCAUUUCAUCGAAAAGCCCGUCGAUCCUGAAGAAGGCACUUAUCAUCAGCUGGCAGGAAUAUCCUUCUAUUUCUCAUCAACUGAGGAAAUGGAGACGAUCAAAGAGACCGACGACGAGGAGAGUGAACUCCACGAAGACCAGACUCUCAUCAAGAACAAAACCGUCAAAGCGCUAGAAGACUUCGAAAAGCAAUCGUCUGUAAAUCUUCCCAAUCUGACGCGCAAGUCGACCUUCCCAAGAAACUUUUCUACAAUGAGUUUCGUCUCCAAGCAGCGCCGCAGGGACUCCAAAGAAUCAAUAAUGUCCAGCUACUCUCGGCUUGACUUUACUGGUUCAAGUUUACAACUCCAACUUCAAGUUGAUGCGGAAAGAAGACCGUCAACAUAUUCACAAGUUGGUGGUGAUGGUUUACAUAUGCGUAGAAACAUGAGUUAUCCUGGAGUUCAAUUAAAUUCACAGAGUAAAGUUUUUCGGGAGUUCUCGCUACCCAAAGACCCAAUAAAAGUACCCGAGGAAAAGAAAGUCUCGAUAUGGAUGAAGAUAGUAACGGUUAUGGACUUAGAUCUUUUGAAAGACCCGGUUUUCUUGAAUCUUAUUUUUGGAUUGUCGAUCUUCUACGUGGCCGAACAGAAUUUCAAACUGGUGACGCCAUUCUUUCUCGCCAAACUGAACUUCGGGCAAAGCACGGUUGCCUGGUUCCUUUCCGUCCAGGCAUUUACGGAUAUCAUUGCUCGUUUGGUCCUGCCACCCAUCUGCGACCGAGUCAACAUCACCAAAAGAACACUCUUCAUGACUGGCAUUUUUAUUUUGAGCAUUUGUCGUUCAAUCCUGGCGGAACAGGUUGAAUUCAAGUGGAUUAUGGUAUGGAUGGUCAUUUGCGGCUUCUUCCGUGGUGCCGCUUUGAUCAACUUUACCAUUACUAUCUCUGAGUACUCCACGCUUGAGAAACUGCCGGCUGCAUUCGGUCUGCACAUGGUGGGCAAAGGACUUUUUGUUGUCACUUUUGGACCAAUUCUAGGCAUUAUUCGUGAUUCCACCGACAGUUAUCCGAUCUGCCUCCACUCGCAAACGUUUCUCAUCAUGAUGUGCGUGCUGGCCUGGAGCAUCGAAUACAUUUACUGGUAUUGGAAGUCCAGAUCGAACGAGGAAACAGAUUCCGAUACCACCACAUGACAAACGGACAUUUAGACGAUACGUUUGUUCAAUACAUACAAAAAAAUCCUUAGAAUUAAUACGAAUCAAAACGAAAAGUAUUAAUGAAAAGCAAAUUAAAUUUAAAUAAACACAAAAUGGAUGAAUUGUAGUUGAAUAGCAAACAGUUUGUAGAGGAAACGUCAAUGUGAGAUGUAUAUCUAACGAAGUCGGUGAUUAUUCAUUUCGAUUACUUGAUCAAGCUAUCUAGAGGCUAGUGAAUAAUAGUAAUUGUAACCAGAGGUAACAUAUAUUUAUAUAAUUAACGAAAAGUAACUUGAUUUUGUUCCAAACACAAACACACCUUCUAGAUAUCAUUGUGUUGAUUGUGUUCUGCGUUUGAGAGAGAGUGUUGAUACAGGCAAUUGGAGAUGUAAACGUGGCCAAAAACAAACAUUUACGAACUAGCAUACGAAAUAUACUGAUGGAAUACGUAAAGAACAAGCGUUGAUAUUGAACGCUUGUUCUUUAGGUGUACCUAUUUGACUCCAAAACGUAUAUUAAUGUAUCAGCAUCAGGGUAAAAUCAUACAACAACUAUCAACUAGUAUUAUGUAUUUUGUACACCGAGUGUUCGGACACCGGGCGUUAAGCAAACCAGUGUUACAUGCCCACAUGCAUCAUGUCCUGCGUUAUAAAUCGAAUUUCACGAGAUUCACUCAAUUUACCAUUAAGUUAGAUGAACAAUUGUUAAUUUAAGUAGUUUGAACAGGGUCAUAAUGAUGAGGUACCCGAUUCGAUUUGGUUUUUACGUGUUUGAUUCUUGUUUCGUGACACUAAACAAUUUGGAAACCUUUUUGCACUUUCAACGUGUGAUAUUAAGCAGCUGUUUUACAAGACUGAAUCUGUGAGAAAGUGUUCUAAUAAUGAAAUAUAAACAAACAAAAAUGUAUACAUAUUAUUAAAAUAUUAUAUCUAUCUACAUAAUAUUACUUGAUGAUGAGAAAAGAUGAAAAACAGUUUGAUUCAUAACCGAGAAGGUGAAAUAAAUUGCAGCAAGUAAUUUCAAAAUGAACAAAAUUGAAGGAUUGUGACGAGAUAUAUUGAAAUAUAUAUGUAAAAUGUACCUAAAUAUUUUUAGCAGUUUUCAUUGUAUAUAGUCUUUACUUUACAAUCCCGACUCGAUAACAAUAUUCUACCCUGUUAGUGUAAGUGAUGAUUGUAUUAUAGAAUUAAUCGACGUAAUGAGAUGAGAAUGAUGAACGAAACGACUAUUGUUAUAGCGUGUAGGGUGUCCUAACGUUUUAAUUUGUUGACUGCAUGUUCCAAUAAUUGUCGACCGAUAUCACUGUUUUAAGAUAGGAAGGUUUUGCGAUUGAUUGCAAUUGCACACGAGUUUGUUUCUCAAUGUGUAUUGUAGUGACUAUGUUUUCAGACAAAUUGAAUUGUUAUUGACGAGUUUUAACAAUGUGUAUUAUAAACAUAAAAACAGAAUAAAAUAUUUGUACUGUCCAAGAA
Messenger RNA from Dalotia coriaria, 3478 nucleotides. RefSeq names its product monocarboxylate transporter 9. Gene Ontology annotation, cellular component: membrane. Gene Ontology annotation, molecular function: monocarboxylic acid transmembrane transporter activity. The transcript has 9 exons. The record is from RefSeq and is a predicted model, not a curated record. Gene Ontology annotation, biological process: transmembrane transport. Lineage: Eukaryota; Metazoa; Arthropoda; Insecta; Coleoptera; Staphylinidae. Bases 240 to 2003 code for a protein of 587 amino acids.